UGUGUGAAACACUGGUUUUCUGUUCUUCGUCCUUCGCCCUGGCGGUGUGCGGAGCCGCCGUCUCGUCGGGCGGUGGCACUGCCCAGCGUGGCCUUCACACCUCCGCCGUCAGCAGCGAGCGCCUUGUGUCCAGGUUUUGGUGUGAAUCCUCGACACUUAUUUUCUGUCUGUCUAAAACUGGGAGCAGGGUACGAUGCGCGCUACAGAUGCGAAACAUGCAGCAAAGAGGAAGCCAAGUACAGAUGUCCACGAUGCAUGAAAUAUUCCUGCAGUCUGUUGUGUGUGAAGAAGCACAAGCUUGCACUGAGCUGUAACGGAGUCAGGGAUAAAACAGCGUUCGUUGCUGUAAAUGAAUUUACUGACUUGAACCUUUUGAGCGAUUAUCGGUUCCUGGAAGAUGUAGGACGGACAGCUGAUGCUGCUGCUCGACAUGCUACUGUGCAUAAUGCAGCAACAAAAAAACUUUUAUAUUGCCUGAGAAACAAAGCUCGAAGGUGUAAUAUUGACCUGAGAACGCUGCCUGUCGGAUUUACAAAAAGAAGAGAAAAUUCAACCACCUUUAAUUUCACGGAGAAGAAGUUCUACUGGCAUUUGAAGCUCGUAUUUCCUCACUCUCAUGCUGAAUACACUUUAAAAGGGGUGCCUGACGACAAAACUCUCGCUGACAUCCUUAAGCCAUACAUUGAUCCGGUGGAGUCAGAUCCUGUAGUUUGUCAAAGAUUAAAAAUCUAUACAGCGUCUCCUCAGUCGGAUGUCCAAAUUUUAAUGAAAAUUGAAAACAGGAGACGAAACUCUAUCAGGUACAAUGAACUGGAUGCCAGUAGAAGCCUCCUAGACAAUUUGAAAGGCAAAGUAAUAAUUGAGUAUCCAACGUUAUUUGUGGUCUUGAAAACAUUGAAGAAUGACAUGGUGGUUCUUGGCCAAGGUCCCUUGCUUCUUGGCAGUCAGCCCUACCCCUAUGAUUUCGAUAUCGGGCGGGAAUUACAACUGAUUGACUCGUGCACGCUGUGUCCCGUGCAUUAUCGGCGUUUGUCAGCCGUAGAACUUCAUCUUGACGAGACCGUAACUGUACUUCGUCAGCUCCCCUUCGAUGGCAGUGAACCUGCGGAGAACUCGGACGGUGAAAGUUCAUCCCCGUCAUCUGUGGAAGAAGGGGAAAUUCAGGACAGUUCAUGA
Messenger RNA from Leptosomus discolor (cuckoo roller), 1176 nucleotides. The record is from RefSeq and is a predicted model, not a curated record. NCBI's taxonomy places the organism in Eukaryota, Metazoa, Chordata, Aves, Leptosomiformes, Leptosomidae.